AUGGCUACUAAGCUUGCAGCUCUUGGCUUUAUUGUCCUCCUGAGCAUUGGGUUUACCGAUGCUUCGAGGAUGCUCGCUAGCUCAUCUAGUGCAUCAGGAGGAGGAGGUGGGGGAGGCGGCGGAGGUGGUAGUGAUGGCGGGAGUGGUUGGGGCUCAGGAGGUGGAAAAGGUGGUGCCUCGGGAUAUGGUGGAACUUUUACAUAUGGGGGUAGCCAGAAUAACUAUGCCCAGGCAGCUGGUGGAGGAGGAGGAGAAGGCGCCGGUGGUGGUUCAAAGGGUGGAGCCGGAUCUGGUUCUGGGUCUGGCUAUGGUUCCGGCACUGGUGCGAGUGGUUCGGCAUCAGCCCCUACCGGGAAUGGGUAUGCCAAUGCUAAUGGUAAUGGUGGGGGUGAAGGCCAAGGUGCUGGUGCCGAUGGAACUAGCGGAAAAGGGUCGGGGGAGGGCGGCGGUCAAGGAAGUGGUGAGAGUGGCGUAGCGCUAGCACCGGCUCCUGGUGCUGCUGGUGUCAGCUACUCUGAUGCGGGCGGCAGUGGUACCGGUGGUGGCGGUGGAGACAAUGGAAAUGGAGGUGGCAAAGGAGCUGGAGCUGGGCAGGCCUCCAGCGACGAAACUUCUGGAGGCAGCGCCAGUGGACAGGGUAGUGGCGACGGUGGUGGCAUUGUUAAGGGUGUCGCUCAAGGUCCAAGCGUCGGUGUUGGGAGCGGUUCUGGCUCCGGAGGUGGACAGACCGGUAGCUCUGGUACUUCUGGUUCAGGCUAUGCCACCGGAGAAGGAGUUGGCGGUGGUGGUGGCGCAGGUAGUAGCGAUAAUGGCGGGACAGGCAGCGGUGGAGGGACCGGGUCUGGAUCAGGCAGCGGGGGAUACCAUUGA
Messenger RNA from Lolium rigidum, 870 nucleotides. Its product is annotated as putative glycine-rich cell wall structural protein 1. The record is from RefSeq and is a predicted model, not a curated record. The transcript has a single exon. Bases 1 to 870 code for a protein of 289 amino acids. NCBI's taxonomy places the organism in Eukaryota, Viridiplantae, Streptophyta, Magnoliopsida, Poales, Poaceae.